CUGUCAGCGCAACGCAGCCUGUAAAUGCCAAGACACAAGACCCUGGGAAAGGACCUCAGAUGCCGCUCCAAACUGGGAGAGUUGGCUCAAGAAGCAGAGAAUGGGUCCGAAGCCUGUCUAACGCCCCCAACGGUGCGCCAAAUGGAGCCAGCUGGCCGGGAUGGGGCGGGGCCAAUAGGCCUGCUGCGCCGAGUGACCUGCGCUGGGACACCAGUGCGCAGAAUCCUUGGCGUGGGGCCGGGAAGAGACCAAUGCGCCUGCGCUGGCCGGGCUGGCGAGACAAAAGGGAGGAACUCUGGCAGCCCCGCCCUCCAGCUCCGCCCAGAGCGGCCAGAGCAAGCGGGCAUCAGGUUCCCGCGACCCCACGGCACCUUCGUCUCCGCUGCGGCUGUCGCCAUGUACCCCGCAGAUCUUCCGGCCGGCUCGGCCCCGCACCGAGCUACACAGUGCGGCCGCCGCCUCCCGCCUGGACACCCCGCCGAGACGCCGCGGCCCCCUGUGCCCGUCCCGAGCGCCGCCACACACCUUCAGACCACCGCGCCGGUACCGCGGCCCGGCGUGGCGGUAAAGAUGGCUUUUCGCAAGGCCUACUCCAUCAAGGACAAGCUGCAAGCCAUCGAGCGUGUCAAGGGCGGCGAGCGACAAGCCAGCGUGUGCCGCGACUUCGGCGUGCCCGGUGGUACUCUGCGUGGCUGGCUCAAGGACGAGCCCAAGCUGCGCUGGUUCCUGGACCAGCUGGGCGGCGAGGUGGGCACGCAGCGCAAGAAGAUGCGGCUGGCCAAUGAGGAGGAGAUCGACCGCGCAGUGUAUUCGUGGUUCCUCGCGUUGCGUCGGCAUGGCGUGCCACUGUCGGGGCCACUCAUCCAGGCACAGGCCGAGGCCUUCGCGCGCCAAAUCUAUGGGCCCGAGUGCACCUUCAAGGCCAGCCACGGCUGGUUCUGGCGCUGGCAAAAGCGCCACGGCAUCUCCAGCCAGCGCAUCUAUGGCGAGGUGGAGCCCCCAUCAGCAGGCCCACCGCCCGGCCCGGUCAAGGCGGAGCCCGCUGAAACCCCGGGAGCCGGCCCCCUGCUGGACCGGGCGCCCGCUGCGCUGUGCCCCGCUGAGGCUGGUUACGGCGACGAGCAGAUCUACAACGCCAAUGUCACUGGUCUCUACUGGAGGCUGCUUCCGGAGCAGGCUACGCCCCCGGGUGCCGGGGACCCUGGGGCAGGGGGCUGCCGCUGGCGCACCGACCGAGUGACAGUGCUCUUGGCUGCCAACCUGACUGGCAGUCACAAGCUGAAGCCACUGGUCAUCGGGCAGCUGCCUGACCCGCCCAGCCUGCGCCACCACAACCAAGACAAGUUCCCAGCCUCCUACCGCUAUAGCCCCGAUGCCUGGCUUAGCCGUCCCCUGCUGCGCGGCUGGUUCUUUGAGGAAUUCGUUCCAGGAGUCAAGCGCUACCUACGCCGAAGCUGUCUGCAGCAGAAGGCGGUGCUGCUUGUUGCCCACCCGCCCUGCCCCAGCUGGGCCACUAGGAUGGCCUCUCUGGAGGAGAGCGAGGAGACCCCCAGGAGGUACUGGCCAGAACCCCUGGGGACCCCGGAGGAGCUGCAGACACCCGAUGGUGCUGUGCGAGUGCUCUUCCUGUCCAAGGGCAGCAGCCAGACACAUAUCCCUGCACCUCUGGAACAAGGCGUGGUGGUGGCCUUCAAGCAUCUUUACAAGCGAGAGCUGCUGCGGCUGGCAGUGUCCUGCGCCAGUGGCUCCCCACUGGACUUCAUGCGCAGCUUUAUGCUCAAAGAUAUGCUGUACCUGGCUGGCCUCUCCUGGGACCUUGUGCAGGCAGGCAGCAUUGAGCGCUGUUGGCUACUGGGCCUGCGGGCUGCCUUUGAACCUGGGCAGCAGCCGGCCUACCAAGCUGAGGAAGCUGCAGAGCACAGCAGGUUGCUCAGUGACCUCACACAUCUGGCAGCGCUGGCUUACAAGCGCCUGGCACCCGAAGAGGUGGCUGAGUGGCUGCACCUAGAUGAUGAUGGAGGCCUCCCUGAUGGCUACAGAGAGGAGGUGGGCCCUGCACUGGCCCCUGCAGCUCCACCAUCUCCAGCCAGUCUGCCCUCUAGCAUGGGAGGUGGAGAGGAGGAGGAGGAGGCUACUGAGCAUGGAGGGGUAUUGGUGCCUACUGCAGGGGAGGCCAUCUGGGGGCUAGAAACAGCUCUUCGGUGGCUAGAGAGCCAGGACCCCAGGGAGGUGGGGCCUUUGAGGUUGGUGCAGCUUCGCUCACUCAUUAGCAUGGCCCGGAGGCUGGGAGGGAUUGGGCCCUCCCCACCUGCUCCUGAUGAUGGUGUGUGACCUUGCCAGCCUAGUAACCUUUUCCUGCUGCAAUCUCCCAACUUCCCUGGGGUGGCGCACCCCAUGGGUUCAGGGGACAGGGGUCCCAGCCCAGCUUGGGCUCUGUUGGUAAAGGGUCAUCCUGCCUCAAUGGUCUACAGUCUCUUGGGGAGGAUUGCUGAAGGAGCACUCUGGCUGAUCCUUCUCUCUAGGCAGGACACACAGGUGAGGUUCCCUUGCACACACUGGGCACAUGCUCAGCACCUAUCCAAGAACGGUUGGCUGUGCUCCUACCCUGGCCCCUGUUGGGCUCACACCUCCUUCUUUCCCCAACCUGUCAUGUGCACUGGAUGAGACACUCCAGUUCUGUCUGCAGUGCUGGUGCUACCUGGUCCCAUCAUCUUAGUAGGGAGGCACACUACUCAGUUUUCUAAAAAAUACAUUAAAUUUGUUUUUAAAGAGUCUUCAGAGGGGGCUAUGAAAAUAGGGGAACAGUGGGGUGGUCUUGGCUGCUUUUGGAUCUGGAAACUGCCCUCCAGCUCCCAGUCCAGACCCACCUGCUUACAAUGAAGUGGGGAAAGAGGAUGGAGCCCAGUAUUUCCUGAGGUUCUGGAUGCAGAUUUUUGUUCCACCUGAAUUGUUAGUUUCUUGAAGAAAAUUCCUUGCCGAACAGACUUUUUAUUCCAUGGGGUUGGCAAGCUGGAUAUGGGUCCUGGUGGUUUGACCAAUGGCAGGACAAGCUCCUCCAAUUUCCCAUCAGCCACAGACCACUUUAGCCCCAGUAACUGGAGCCAGCCUCCUCAUCUAUCUGGGAGCACUGGCAGCAACCUGGGGACAAUCCACAGUGCCUUAGUCCUGUUCCCUCACCCCCUGCUCUUCUGGCUCACCUUCCCAUACAUUUCACCUCCUGACACUGCCAAGGGUAUGGCUGAGGAGCUACUUCUGGGUGGUCCCAUUUGAAAGAGGAAGGAAGGGGUUCAAGUGAUCAUCCAGCUUACACAUCUUUUGACCCUCUUAGUUUUGACCCUCUUAGUUUGGGUCCAAAACCUUGCUGGUGGUCUAGGGGCAAGAGAUCCCCAUGUAUCUCAGGGGGCAUGCUCCCUUUGCAGAGAUACUGCCCCAAGCCUUUGUUUCAGCAGGAGGCUAGGUCUGAGGAGGCUGCGUGCUCCUAAUGCUCUCUCCCCUUGUGCUGACCACCGACGUCCUCCUAGCAGAGUCUUGAAAACAUGGAGUUGGUGAGUGUGCGGAGCCUACAUGUGUGUUCAUGGAAGGGAAGGGCUGUGCACCGUCUGGGUGGCAGGUGGAGGUAGGGGCACCUCCCAAAAGCAAUUUCUACAUCCAAGACAAAAGCUUCCUUGGACACCAAAUACACAUGCAUAUCUCACCUAGCCAGACUCAGACAGCAGCCUCUAUCUGUGCCUGCCAAGGUUCAUCUGAACUCUUCAUGUAAAGCCUCGCUGAACCUGCAGAGCCUUGGGCAGUCAGGGCUGGCUGAGGGUCUGACCCAAGCAUCUGGAACGAGGCUUAAGGACCUCCAAUGUCUUUACUCCUACAACCUCCAGUCAGCCCCAGGAAAGGGGGUGCGACUCUCUAAGAAGUGGGCCUUGGCCAUGAGUACGUGAGAGUUACAUACCUGGGCCUUGACACAUAUGCAGCCUGGAUGGCCCCUGGUAGCAGCCUUUGGCCUGGCUUAUCAGAGCUAUUUCACUGGUGAGGUUUCUGUCUCGUCUUCCUAUUUUGCCCCUUCCUUUGGCCUGGACCAGGUAGACAUAUGUCAGUGCCUAAGAGAUGGUAGGGCAAGAGUAGGGAGAUGUCAAGAGCAAGACCUCUCACUUGCCUCUCCACCUGUCUCAUCCCUCUCAUCUGGGCACUCGAGGUCUGGGAGGGGGCUCUGGCCUUUCUCUGGGCCCCUAAUGGCCACUCUACAAACAAGGCAGAUGUUAGCUCACAGGUAGUGGGUCUGUCCCAGCAUUUGCUAGGCUGGGAAACCCACCAGAAAGCUCAAAAGAUAUGUUGGGCUGGGAGUUUAGGUCAGAAGUAGAGUACCUGCUAGCAUGCAUGAGGGGCUGAGUUCAGUUCUCCAAGAUACAAACAAAAAGUGUCAUCUUUAUAGAUUGAGAUACAUUGGUGUUCUGUGGUGCCAAGGCAGAGGUUCCAGUGGUUGAGCCCUGCUGUAGAGAAGACUGUUCUGCCUGGAUGCCUGGCACUGUAAGCAGCUCAGCCAUGGAUCCCUGAGACACUGGGCCCCUACAGUGGUACACAGAUGUCACAUCGGAAACUCAGCUCCAUUUGUAGCUUUGCCACUGGUUUGUAGCCACCUCAUAUCUCUGAGCUCAGCUCAGUGUCUUAAGUGAUGGGGACACUCCAGGAUUUGUGGAUCCUUGCUGUGUGGCAAGAGCACCUUAGGAAGGCUGUACACUCAGGCCUGCAUACCCACCUGGCCUGCUCCUCACUGCUGUGCCUUCCUGAGCCUUCUGGGCAUUUUGGUUUGCCACCUUUGGUUUGGACUAACACAAAUCAGCAAGGGGGUUGAAGUGGCAGUUCCUUUUGGCAGCUGUUGACCACUUGCCAGGUAGCAGGCACCUUGCUGGAAAUUGAAUUUCUUGUCUUGGAGGAUUUUCCCUGAUCCCUGCAAAGCACGUGGGGAGGGUGGGCAGCUGUCCUCACUGGGCAACUCUCAUCAGUGCCUCUGAUGAGACUUGAGGCAGACUGCUGCUCUUGCAGUUCAUGGCCCUUAACUCAGGGUCAUCAGGGCUCCUGGGCAGAGGAAACAAGAGCAUCGAGCACAGAAAAAUGGGCAAGUAUAAGUUCUGUUGAAGCCACCACUCAGCUGCUGUUCUCAGCUGGGAAAAGACAGCUUAUAAUGGUCACAGGCAGCCUUCCCCGUAGAGGUCUGUUCACUUGGGAGUGGCCACCUGGGCAUCAGCUGGAUGUGGAUGAAACAAUGUGUAGAAAAAGAUGUGGAGCAUGCCUCUCUAGGAGCUAGUCUUCUGGGGACCUGAGCCCUAUACUCCCUAUGGGAAUUGCCUGUAGGUAGCCCAGUUGGGGCCUAGCAGUGGAGCCCUUGCUGAGUAUAUCCAAGAGUGAGGCUUAUCCACCCCAAUAGCAUGUCUUCACAAGAACUGUGGGCUUGUGGGUUCAUGCUAUGUUGAGGGGCCUUCCUCUAACACUCAACUUUGCUCAUAGCUGAGUUCCAAUGGCCCGUGGCACUUGUGUAAUAAAGGUGGAAAAUGUCAACUUUA
Chinchilla lanigera (long-tailed chinchilla) is the source of this 5552-nucleotide messenger RNA. RefSeq names its product tigger transposable element derived 5 (gene Tigd5). Gene Ontology annotation, molecular function: DNA binding. Gene Ontology annotation, cellular component: nucleus. Bases 25 to 2331 code for a protein of 768 amino acids. The transcript has a single exon. Lineage: Eukaryota; Metazoa; Chordata; Mammalia; Rodentia; Chinchillidae. The record is from RefSeq and is a predicted model, not a curated record.